UGUGCGAAGUACUGAGAUCGACGUUAUUCAAACGCUUGAAUGGCUUGAUGCCAACGUCUUCCGGCAGCGCCAGCAUUGAUCCCACCUGCAAUCACUGACCUCAGACAGAUUCACCGGGUGCAGUAAACUUAAUGAUUGGACCGUCGAUCAACGCGUCACCAACUCUAUCACAGAAAGCACGAAGACAAAGCUCACGCGAAUGCGCUUCCUCUACCAGCACCAUAUAUGGGACGAAGGAUCAACGCUAGUAUGUCAUUGGUAAGAAUCAAGCAUCCUGGUCUAGGAAGACGUUCUAGCCUCCACCUCAUUGCCGGCUUGUGGGAGACUCCGCCAUCGAGCCUGGCCUCAUUACCAGAGUAAAAGCGCUAGUUUGCUCGAGGUAACGAUGUCCUAAUUCGCGGUUGGUACACACCACCCUCUUCCAGAGACGCUUAGUCCGGAAUUGUGAUGCCGCUUCAUUCCGUUCUCGACCAGCUGCGCAUCAGCGGACUCGCCAGGAUGCCAUGCAUGAGUAAAGCUAUGAAAGUCUUAUGGUCGGCGGGAAGAGGUCUCGUCCUGAUGGGCCCUCUGAGGUUCCGUCAGGUUGUGGCAAUUGUCCCUGAUGUCCAUGCGGUGGGUCAGCCCCAAAUGUCCGGUGACUAUGAACGCCUUUCGCGGUAUAUGCGUCAUUAGAAGCAUGCUUAGUCGUCCAAAGUCGCGCCGUAGCCGUAUGAUGCAAGUCGACGGCUCAACAUAACUCCGCCGUAUCCGAGGAAACUGCUAUAACCCAUACACCGUCUGAGAAGUUCCCCCUACUCGUUCUGCCUGGAGGGCUUGAGCGAUCGGUGGUGCUGGAUCUUUCUCGUGCCAUGUAUUCACCACAAGAUUACGAUUGCAAUCGACGGGAGGGAUAGAGAAUAGUAGCAAUUUCCUCAGUAUCAUCCUGUUUUCGGGCGAUGCGACGUAGUUGA
Messenger RNA from Baudoinia panamericana UAMH 10762, 950 nucleotides. RefSeq lists its product as uncharacterized. NCBI's taxonomy places the organism in Eukaryota, Fungi, Ascomycota, Dothideomycetes, Mycosphaerellales, Teratosphaeriaceae. The transcript has a single exon. The record is from RefSeq and is a predicted model, not a curated record. The coding region runs from base 448 to 672 and encodes 74 amino acids.